AUGGGUCUCGACGAGUCGCCAGAUUCGAGCGCUGCCUUGAACGGACUUCUCAUUGGGUUGCUUUCGUCCCUCGGCUCGGCUUUGGUUAUCGCCCUUGUUUUUCUUGCCAUCUACUUCUUCCGAUGCACCGCUUCUGGUCGCAUCUUGCUCGACAGAAUUGGCCGCCCCGGCGAAUAUGACGACGAGCAAGCUUUUCUACGGGAGGAGGAGGAGGCCCUCGAGUCGAUGGACGAUUUGCAGCGGACGGAAUAUUUGAGAGCCAAGGCUUUUGUCACUGCAAAUCCACCCGAAUCUGUGCAGACAGACAUCUCACUAUCGCAGUACCUGGCCAUUCAAGAAAAGGGAGUCUCUGCAUGGGAGUUUGAGCCCGAGCUCGAAAUUGCGAACUGCUUUGUGGAGGCCCGCACGGAGAUUGAAUUCUUUGACUCCGAAUGCACUGUCAUGUGCAAUUUGCCCGUACCCAAGCAGAACGAAGUGUACUAUUGGGAGGCCAAGAUAUUCGAUAAACCCGAGAACACUUUGAUCAGCAUAGGCAUGGCCACGAAACCAUACCCUUUGUUCCGGUUGCCAGGCUUUCACAAAUAUUCUGUUGCGUACUUAUCGAGCGGCCACCGCCGCAAUAACCAACCGUUCUCUCCGUCUUCCUAUGGUCCCCAGUAUGUGCAGGGCGAUGUUAUUGGCGUCGGCUACCGACCGCGAACGGGUACGAUUUUCUACACGCGCAACGGCAAGAGGCUCGAGGAUGUGGCACACGGUUUGAAAACGCACAACUUCUUCCCGGCUGUGGGCGCAAAUGGCCCGGCUGUUGUGCAUGUGAACCUGGGCCAGGCCGGCUUCGUUUUCGUCGAAGCCAACGUCAAGAAAUGGGGCUUGGCCCCAAUGACGGGCUCUUUAGCGCCUCCGCCGCCUUACGGCUCUGAGCAGGGCAGCAUUCUCCUGGAGACUGGCAGCAAAGACGGCUUCAGCAGCCUUCCCCCCCGCGGCCACGGACACAGCCAAUCGGUCCACACGUACACCACCAACCGGCCGCAGAUGCUCGAUCCCGGCCAUAGCCGAUCAAGGUCUGGCACGUUCCGCGUGCUGCCGCCUACGAGUCCAGGCCCGAUACGCAGCCCGACAGAUAUCUCUCUGGCCCAGUUGGUACCUACAGACGAGGCAGGCGAGGGCAGCAGCAGCAUCACCACGGGUCAAAACGGGCCGUCAGUCGGACUAGGCCUCCAACAUCCGAACAGCCCGCCACCGCCGCAGUACACGAGCCCUCCACAGUCGGAAGACGGCGACAGUCGGCGCAGCAGUACAGAUAGCGAGGACGCUAGCCUAUUGCGCGGCGGACGCAGUCGUGGCACGUCUUCUGCCACGAUAGUCCGCGUGAACUCCCGGAGCGGACCGCCGAUUCCGAGCUACCGCGAUGCAGUACGCCAGGGUGCCGGGCGCGAUCGGAGCGACAGCGCAGUGUCUGGCCGUUGA
Molecule: messenger RNA, 1467 nt
Organism: Grosmannia clavigera kw1407
Lineage: Eukaryota; Fungi; Ascomycota; Sordariomycetes; Ophiostomatales; Ophiostomataceae
Product: endosomal spry domain protein
Exons: 3
Coding region: 1-1467 (488 amino acids)
Molecular function (GO): protein binding
Source: RefSeq, a predicted model, not a curated record